CCGACCAACCUGCCUCCAUCCUCUCUGCUCUCUCUUGUAGUCAGGCUUCCCCAGCUGUUUCCUCCACAUCUACCCUCAAUGAGCGUGCGCAAUGGGCACUCGUCAACGUGUAGGAAACCAAUAGCGCGUCGCGGUUUCACUGGCGAACCUGGAGGAGAGGAGGAGAGGAGUGAGAGACAAUAACAACACACUGACAGAGAAGAGACGGGAUGAAGAAGCACGAGCACACGGACCGUUUCCUCCGGUAAAACAAGCGGAGGAGCAGCAGGAGCCUGGAAAUCACCGGCGGAGAGCCAUGGCGACGGGAGGAGGAGGAGGAGGAGGAGGAGGAAGAGGAGGAGGAGGAGUAGUGAGGCGGAGGAGGAGGAAAGCCGGGCUCCCGGGAUUCUGCUGGAAAACCUGCUACUUUCCCAUUUUGUUCUGGGUCGUGUCCGUCUGCGGAGAGGAGAAGACGCUGAUUGUAGAGACGUGGCUGAAGAACUACGGCUACCUGCUGCCUCACGACGUCCGCACGUCAGACCUUCGCCAGGAGAAAGCCAUGCAGUCUGCCGUAGCCGCCAUGCAGCGCUUCUACGGCAUUCCUGUGACGGGAAUACUGGACGAGACGACUAUAGAGUGGAUGAGGAGACCUCGCUGUGGCGUCCCAGAUCAUCCUCACACCAGCCGCCGGCAGAGGAAUAAACGCUACGCCCUGACGGGACAGAGAUGGAGAGAUACAAAGAUCUCCUACAGCAUAUCCAACUUCACCCCUAAAGUGGGAGAGAAGGACACCCAGAGAGCGAUCCGACAAGCCUUUAACGUGUGGCAGACGGUCACUCCUCUCUCCUUCCAGGAAGUGCCGUACUCGGAGAUCAAGAACGAGGGUAAAGAGGCUGACAUCAUGAUCUUCUUCGCCUCUGGUUUCCACGGUGACAGUUCUCCGUUUGACGGAGAGGGGGGUUUCCUGGCCCACGCCUACUUCCCCGGCGCUGGCAUCGGAGGAGACACACACUUUGACUCUGACGAGCCCUGGACGCUGGGCAACGCCAACCACGAUGGUAAUGAUUUGUUCCUGGUGGCGGUCCAUGAGUUGGGUCAUGCGUUGGGUCUAGAGCACUCCAACGAUCCCAGUGCCAUCAUGGCGCCUUUCUAUCAGUACAUGGACACACACAACUUCAAACUGCCUCUGGACGACCUGCAGGGCAUCCAGAAAAUCUACGGCAUCCCCACAGCCAUGCUGGAGCCCACCAGGCCGUUACCCACCUUACCUUCACGACGGACACACUCCACCUCCGAACGCAAGCACGACCGUCACUCCCGACCGGCACGCCCGUCCGGCGACCGGCCAGCGCUGCCUGGAAAUGGCAAACCCAACAUCUGUGACGGCAACUUCAACACUGUGGCCUUCUUCAGGCGGGAGAUGUUUGUCUUCAAGGACCGGUGGUUUUGGCGUUUGAGGAACAACAAGGUGCAGGAGGGUUAUCCCAUGCAGAUCGAUCAGUUCUGGAAAGGCCUGCCACCUCGCAUCGACGCCGCUUACGAGAGAUCUGACGGCAAAUUUGUCUUCUUCAAAGGCGAUAAGUACUGGGUGUUUAAGGAGGUGACGGCUGAGCCAGGUUACCCUCACAGCCUGGUGGAGCUGGGCAGCUGCCUCCCCAAAGAUGGCAUCGACACAGCGCUGCGCUGGGAGCCGGUUGGGAAAACGUACUUCUUCAAAGGGGACCAGUACUGGCGCUACAAUGAGGAGAAGCGCACGGCCGACCCAGGAUACCCCAAAUCCAUCGCUGUGUGGAAGGGAAUACCGGACGCACCGCAGGGGGCCUUCAUCAGCAGGGAGGGAUACUACACGUACUUCUACAAGGGGAAGGAAUACUGGAAGUUCGACAACCAGAAGCUGAACGUGGAAUCCGGAUACCCCAAGUCCAUCUUGCGCGACUGGAUGGGUUGCGACCAGUCUGACAUGGAGCGCUCUGGCAGCAAGGGUAACCGCGGAGACCGCCAGCUGCCCCUUGACGAUGUGGACAUCAUGGUGACCAUCAACGACGUCCCAACGACGGUCAACGCCAUCGCCGUGGUGAUCCCCUGCAUUCUGUCGCUGUGCAUUCUGGUGCUGGUGUACACAAUAUUCCAGUUUAAAAACAAAGGAGUGCAGCAGAACACCAUGACGCAGCACUACUACAAAUACCCUGUUCAGGAGUGGGUAUGACAGGCAACUGUGCUUUGAAGAGGUCAAAGUUCAUGGAUUGAAGGCGUCAAGCAGUCGUUAAACUGUCAGCUAGCUUAUGUUAGCUAAUGGCCGAGAACGCUAGCAAAAAACAUUGGAAAGUCAAUGCUGAAAAAUGCUAAUUGUGCUAGCUAGUGAUAAUAGGUCGGACAAUGAUGAUGCUAUUCGGGAGUAGAUUUAGACAUUGGCUCAGAGUGUGUGUAUGCAAGUAUGUGUGUGUGUGAGAGAGAGAUUCGUGCCUGUCUUGUGACUCAAGCACUUCAGUAUAGAGCAGCAAGGAUACUGAUUUAGACUUUUCCCGUUCCUCACUAGGAAUGGACGCUUAAAACAAACAUGGGUGAGGACAGCAAGAACAAGUCCGCAAAGGAGGAUCUGAUUGGCUAAGGACAGAUAACACACCUGAUCUGUCCACAACAUCUCUGGCUAAAUGAAACGGGGUCUUAUGAGUGACACUGAACUUUGACUAUUACUUCUGGGACCUACAACACGACCCUCCUUCUCAGUGAAAAGAAAAAGAAAAAGGAUUUGGGGCAGAAUAAAUAUGCUCCUUAAAGCCAGACGCCACCUCCAAGUUUGUUCUAACAACAACUUGUGCACGUGAACUAUUUCAACUAUUAAGUUAGAUGAAAUUUAAUGAAAAAAAAAGAAAAGAAAUGGUUUAAAAAUAUCAAACUUGAAGAUAAAAUGUAGGUAGAAAGGCCAUAACUAAAAGAAAACCAAGGAUCUCUCUGUCGAUCUGAAUUUAAUUUAAAUUAUUUAUACUUGUAUGGAGCUGUAAAACUGUCAAAGAGGACCUUUUCUCUCUUUUUUUACCGCAGACAACAAAAAAAUACAUCUUCACCACCAUUAGCUCAGACCUUUGUCAGCUUAAAACUCCCCCUGCUUUGAUUUACACAGCUUGGACUGAUGGGUUUUCGCAGAUGUAGAAUAACUAGUCAUCGGCAUAUAAUGAUAGAAUAGAUGAAUGACAGUUCAACAGCCUUACCUCUGUCUCAACAGGCGUAACACAAUGGCUUUUAUUUAACAAGCUGCACACAACCAGGGCUCAUAUUUAUCAAACUGAAACUUUUACUCCUAUUCACAAAUUUCAAAAUAAAAGCUGCUUAUGUUUUUAGUGAUUGUACAAAACAUCAUUGGUUACGAUGAGUAAUACAUUUGCUGAGUGUUAUUCUGAAAAAAAAAGUCAUUUUAGCCCACUAUUUGCAUUUUAUUUGAACAUUUGAUUGGACUUUACACCACUUUGUCUUUUUUGGCAUGUAGCAGUGGUGCAAACAACAACAAAGCUGUUGCAUUCAAGUUCUUUGACAUACCUUUUCUACACACUGCAGAAUUUCUUGCAGUGGAAUUGUUUUCCAUUUCAGCCAAUUUC
This is a messenger RNA of Sebastes umbrosus (honeycomb rockfish), 3572 nucleotides long. RefSeq names its product matrix metallopeptidase 24 (gene mmp24). Gene Ontology annotation, molecular function: metalloendopeptidase activity; zinc ion binding. The record is from RefSeq and is a predicted model, not a curated record. Lineage: Eukaryota; Metazoa; Chordata; Actinopteri; Perciformes; Sebastidae. The transcript is spliced from 10 exons. Gene Ontology annotation, biological process: extracellular matrix organization; proteolysis; collagen catabolic process. Gene Ontology annotation, cellular component: extracellular matrix. The coding region runs from base 296 to 2185 and encodes 629 amino acids.